Messenger RNA from Hibiscus syriacus, 1180 nucleotides. RefSeq names its product pathogenesis-related thaumatin-like protein 3.5. Gene Ontology annotation, cellular component: extracellular region. Gene Ontology annotation, biological process: defense response. The transcript is spliced from 3 exons. The record is from RefSeq and is a predicted model, not a curated record. NCBI's taxonomy places the organism in Eukaryota, Viridiplantae, Streptophyta, Magnoliopsida, Malvales, Malvaceae. Bases 269 to 1132 code for a protein of 287 amino acids.
UUAGAAAGGAGGAAAAGUAAAAGAAAUAUGGAAGAUUGUAAGACAAGAAAGUGCCAAAAACUAUAUUAUGGUAGAGGCAAGGUAUCGAUUAGUUAAGGAAGUAAGCAAAGUCGGUCUUUUGGGAUUCUGCCAGCAACUGCUCGUAGAUUCACCAACUCCCUCACGGAUUCUCUCCCCCAUUUGAGCAAGUUAUGUUCAUUUAAAACCAACCAACAUUAGCCUUGCAUGGCUGUCUCCAAGUGCCUCUUGCUUGCAGCUUUACUCUACUAUGGCAUUGCCUCAUAAUCCCAUUUUAUUUUUCUGCAUUUUCAUCAUCUUUGCAUCAGGUGCAACAAAGCAUGCAAAUGCGAAAAAUUUUACCCUUGUGAAUCAGUGCAAAGACACGAUAUGGCCAGCGAUAAUCACAGACGGAAGCAACUUCCAUGGCGAAGGGUUUAUGUUGAAACCGGAAGAAACCGUCUUCUACAAUGCUCCGAACGGUUGGAGUGGUCGCAUAUGGGGUCGAACAGGUUGCAGUUUCGAUAAAAACGGCAAUGGAACUUGCCAGACAGGCAACUGUGGCACUUCUGUUAAUUGUACGAGCCCCGGUAGUCUCCCCGUUACCAUUGCCGAAUUCACACUCGGCGAUAUCGAUUACUAUGAUGUUAGCCUCGUGGAUGGCUUUAAUUUGCCUAUCGUGAUUAAGCCUGGUGGUGGUAAAGGAAACUGCAGCACGGCCGGGUGUGACGGAGACUUGAGGCAAAAUUGUUCGUCGGAUCUCGUUUUUAAGAAAGACGGGAAGGUCAGCGGUUGCAGAAGUGCCUGCGAUGCCUUCAAUACUGAUGAAUAUUGUUGCCGUGGGGCGUAUGAAGAUCCAGUUGCUUGUUUGCCUACGAAUUAUUCCAAGAGUUUCAAACAAGUUUGCCCUGCAGCAUCUAGCUAUGCUUAUGAUGAUCGUGUUAGUAUCAUAACUUGCUCUGCAUCAGAUUACAUGGUGGCAUUUUGUGCAACAAGGAACAAUACAAUAUGCAGCUUUCAGGAUGAGAAGCUUGUUUGCAGUGUUACAUCAGAGGGCUUUGAAGCAUUCUCUCAAACAUGGAGGAUUGUGAUGCUGGCAUUGCCGUUGGCUUCCAUUUUACAGAUUUUCUUUUAGCAAACUCUGCUCAAAGUUGUUUUGAUUUGUAUCAUUUUGAAAUCUAAA